Messenger RNA from Coregonus sp. 'balchen', 3852 nucleotides. The record is from the annotation of a GenBank genome assembly. NCBI's taxonomy places the organism in Eukaryota, Metazoa, Chordata, Actinopteri, Salmoniformes, Salmonidae.
AUGGACUUCUCCACAGGGCUCUACACUCUCUCCUCAUGCCUUGCUCAUGAGUAUCACUUUGUGAAAAUGAAUAAGAACUGGACUGAAGCACAGAGAUACUGCAGAGAGAAGUACACUGACCUGGCCACCAUAGACAACAUGGAGGAUAUGAAGAGGCUGGUCAACACUGUAGACCGUGGUUAUAAUGGAUCAGCCUGGAUAGGGCUGUAUAAUCAAGUUAACAGCUGGAGGUGGUCUCUGGAAGAUAGUGGUUUCUAUGGAGAUGGAGAGGCUGAGUUUAGGAACUGGGACAGUUCAGAUGUUAAAAACACUGAUCAGCACUGUGUAGUGACAGGAGAUCAGGGGACAUGGUGGGAUGACGGUUGUAACAUAAAAUACAACUCGGUCUGCUACAACGGUGAGAACAUGUUACUCUUUGUUCUAUUUACAGCUCUGUGUUUGUACUAUCAGAACAUGUAAAAAUAGGAAAUAAUUAUAACAUUAUCAUAACUUCACAUACUCUAACAUGCAUAUGCAGUGACACUAUAUAAACAUUACUGAAAACAAGUAUAGAUUUCUUGUGAAAUAUUUACCUGGACAUCAAGAUGCAUUCAACAAUUGCAGGAAACACAACCAACAUUUCUGAGAGGUUCAUCUUGUCAAAGGAAAGUAUGACAUGGGAGGAAGGGCAGAGCUACUGCAGACAGCACUACACAGACAUGGCCAGUGUGAGGAACCUGGCUGAGAGCCAGAAGAUAGGGAACAUGUUACCGAAGGAAAGCUGGGCGUGGAUCGGCCUGUUCAGAGACUGGAGCUGGUCGGACCAGAGUAACUCUUUAUUCAGAUACUGGCAUACAGGAACACCCAAUAAUCGCUACGGGAACUGUGUGUCGGUGUUCGGUAAAUCAGGCGAAUGGACAGACUACACAUGUGAGACAAAACUUCCCUUCUGUUGCUACAGUGGUGAGUUAUAUGAUAUAGUGUGUGUGUGUGUUGGUGUGUUUCUGUGUGUGUCACUGGCAUAGCGCUGUUUCUCUGAACAUCCCCCUCCAAAAAACUCUAAUGCGUCAGCCACUCACAAAGUAUAGCCUACCGAUCGCUGUCCAUGGUUCUGAAAUUGCAACGUCCACACGGCUGCCUAUCGAUAGGCUAUUAGAUUAUGUGGUGCUAGUGCUUGUAGUUGGUGUGGAUGGGUGGGCGUAUAAUGCAAAUGACUAGGAACUAAGAUUGCGUGUUCGAAUCUCAUCACGGACAACUUUAGCAUAUUAGCUCAUUAGAAACAUACUACUUUUUAGCUAUUUUUGCAACUACUUAGCUAAACCUUCCCAUAACAUUUUAACCUAACUCCUAACCUUAACCCUUAGCCUAGCUAACGUUAGAGUUAGCCACCUUGCUAACAUUAGGCCCAACAAAAUGUAAUUUGUAACAUAUUCGUCUCCAAAGCCUCAUACACUACCCACCACUGUGACCUGUACGCUCUUGUUGGCUGGUCCUCACUACAUAUUCGUCGCCAAACCCACUGGCUCCAGGCCAUCUAUAAAUCACUGCUAGGCAAAUCCCUGCCUUAUCUUAGCUCAUUGGUCACCAUAGCAACACCCACCCGUAGUAUGCGCUCCAGCAGGUAUAUCUCACUGGUCAUCCCCAAAGCCAACACCUCCUUUGGCCGCCAUUCCUUCCAGUUCUCUGCUGCCAAUGACUGGAACGAAUUGCAAAGAUCUCUGAAGCUGGAGACUCUUAUCUCCCUCACUAACUUUAAGCAUCAGUUGUCAGAUCACCUUACCGAUCACUGCACCUGUACACAGCCCAUCUGAAAUUAGCCCACCCAACUACCUCAUUCCUAUAUUGUUAUUUAUUUUGCUCAUUUGCACCCCAGUAUCUCUAUUUGCACAUCAUCUCUAGCACAUCUAUCAUUCCAGUGUUAAUACUAAUUGUAAUUAUUUUGCAUUAUAGCCUAUUUAUUGCCUUACCUCCAUAACUUGCUACAUUUGCACACACUGUAUAUAUAUUUUCUGUUGUAUUUUUGACUUUAUGUUUUGUUUUACCGCAUAUGUAACUCUGUGUUGUUGUUUUUAUCGCACUGCUUUGCUUUAUCUUGGCCAGGUCGCAGUUGUAAAUGAGAACUUGUUCUCAACUGGCUUACCUGGUUAAAUAAAGGUGAAAAAAUAAAAUAAAAAAUAUCAUACGUUUUUCUAAUUAUUCAUGUAUUGUACGAAUUGCAAUUCUUAACAGUGUACAAAUUGUAAUUCGUAACAUAUCAUACACAAAUUAAUACAUACCAUACGAAACGUCACAUAUCAUACUAAUUGGAGUGUACCAGAUUUACAUUUACUAUGUUACGUUUACCCCUGAGUCCAGGUUGGUCGUAGCCUAUAGCAUUCCUUUAAUGGUUACAUUUAUUAUUAUUUGGUUGUAAUUGUCUCAUGUUAAGCCUAACGUUUAUGUUUCACUAAGCUAUAGCCGUACGGUGUCGCAAUAUUGCUAUUUAGAAUGUUGGUUGGCGUCAAUAAUGUAUUUACUUAUUCAGUAUUUAAAGUGGGAAAAUCAAGCAUUGCAGAUUGUAAAAUUAAUUUUCAAUGAAACAGCAUACUAAUCAGUAACCAAUAUAUUUUCUUUAGAAUAUACCACUGUCCUGUAGGCCUAUAGCCUAUCUUAGCUGCCCUCUCGCUCGCUCGCAGCUUGGAUAGAAAGUUUGUGCUGCAUAAAACCAGUCUAUGAAUGCCAAAUAAUACAAUCAGUCCACCAUCAAAACAAUAGCUUACUAGGGAUUGUUUCAUUAUGCAGACAAUGCAGUCUAGCCUACUAGCCUAUCUAUAGCUACUGUAAUUUACCCUUUGACUUUACCAAAAAUGUCUCAACCCCUACAAAAAUGUCCAUUAAUUAAAAUCCAGAUAAUAAUUCACAUUUCCUGUUGCUGCAGGAUUAUUUUCCUGCUGUAGCAAACUGGCUCAAAUUAAGAUCCUACAUCUAUCUGUCUCUGUUAGUCUUAGUGAAGAAGACACAGCAGGUUGUGAGAGUGAAGCUGACCCCAAAGGACCAGAACAUGGACCUGACUGAUCCUGCCGUACAGGAGGCCAUCUUGCAGCAGGUGAGUCUCACAUUCUCUUCCUCUUAGAGCAGGGUUACCAAACCCUGUUCCUGGAGAGCUACCCUCCUGUAGGUUUUCGCUCCAACCCCAGGUGUUACUAACCUGAUUCAUCUUAUCAACCUGCUAAUUAUUAGAAUCAGGUGUGCUAGAUUAGGAGCUCUCCAGGAACAGGGUUGGGCAGUCCUGUCUUAGAGAGAUUAGAGCCACUUUAGUACAAGUGAUAAAGGGUUACUGCAUUAUCUGGCCAGAAUAUAUACCAUUGACUACAGAUUUACCUGUCAUCUAUAACGACCAUUACAACUACAUCUUAUGUACUUAUUCAUAAUGUAUAUGACUACAUAUCACUGAUGCUAUAAUGUCUUAUGCAGCUGUUAUAAAGGCUUUCUGAAUGAGGAAUACAGUAAAGUGUUAGCCAGUACUGGCUGCAUAUUCGCUACACUAGUCAGUAAACAAAAUGCUGUUUGUGUUCCUCAGAUAAAGAAGGAGCUGAGGGAGAAGGGGAUGUCUGAUGACAUCAAACUGAGAUGGAAGGAGCAGCCCGAUGGAAAGAUCUUCCACAAGGAAGAAAAGGAGAAGAAGUAAGGAGGAGAAACUGAAUCGAGUAUCAAGCUGGAACUGUAAAUACUAUUACAGGAGAGACUAAGGGGACUUUUCUGACCAACAUCCCAUUGACAGUCAGACUAGCCAAAACCCUAAAACUAACCCUUACCGUAACCCUAACCUUAACCAACCCCUUAACCCUAACCCAACCUUAACUUCCCCUAAUUUUAACCAAUUUCGAAACUAAA